AUGGCGGCAGAACUUGCCCUCCUUAAACAGCCCGUCGCUCUUCGCCCAGAACACAUCGCCUCGGCCCCCACCACACUCCGCAUAAAACACGCAAAUCGGACCGGGGUUGACUACAAAGUCACAACCGUCGCACCUGAGGCCAGCUCUUCCAAAGACUCAGAGUCAACGGUGCUGUUCACCGUCGACGGCGAAUUCGCAUCAUGGAGUCAGCGACGGGUCUUCCGCGAUGCCAAUGGUCUUCCCCUAUUCAAUCUCCGUCGGAAAUCGACUGGCGUGACAUUUUUCAUUGAGAUCCCCGGUGAUGAGGACCGUCCGCUGGCUACGUUUGCGCCCAGAUCAAGUGUUUUGAAGGACAAAUGCGACAUCUAUCUUGCAAAUGCUGCUGCGGACGGAGAGGAGGUGAUGCUGGAGGUGCGCGGGCAAGAUAUCUGGAAGAGGUGGACACAUGUCUAUUUCAACGGUGCUCUGGUUAUGAGGACGAAGUUGGCGGAUAUGGUCGCCGUGUAUGUACCAGGAAAGCGCAUUUCAUGGGAGGCAGAAGUCGCAGAGGGCAUGGAUCUUUCGCUGGCAACGGCCAUCACGGUUUUCCUUGCUGAAAAUCUGUAUAAUUCCAGUUAUCCGUCGUCGUACUCGUCCAAUACUAAGAAACCGGAGGAUGCUGACCCGACAGAUACUGUUCAUAUAGCGCCUACUAAAUGA
This is a messenger RNA of Aspergillus chevalieri, 699 nucleotides long. RefSeq lists its product as uncharacterized. The record is from RefSeq and is a predicted model, not a curated record. The transcript is spliced from 2 exons. The coding region runs from base 1 to 699 and encodes 232 amino acids. Lineage: Eukaryota; Fungi; Ascomycota; Eurotiomycetes; Eurotiales; Aspergillaceae.